Molecule: messenger RNA, 1985 nt
Organism: Physella acuta
Lineage: Eukaryota; Metazoa; Mollusca; Gastropoda; Physidae
Product: protein SET
Biological process (GO): nucleosome assembly
Cellular component (GO): nucleus
Source: RefSeq, a predicted model, not a curated record
AACUCGAAAUAAGUGCCCGACACAAAUUAUACCGCAGUUGGGCUGGAAGGGUGUAUGGGUUGCAUCGGUAUUCCAAAUACCAGUGAAGGUUGAGCAUAGACUAUUAAUUUCUUAAUAUUAACGGUACCACAUUAAAAUAACUAACAAAAAGAGUUUUCGACACGAGUUUCAUCCGCGUACUUAGUGACCGGAACCACAGUCAUUGCGGCUGCGCAAUAACCAGUUCUUUUUUCCCCGCUUCACGUUGAAAAUGGCGACCCCAGCUAAAGUCAGUAAACCUGAUGGAAAAAAUAACCAUGAUGCUGCAGAUGAACAGGCUGAUAAAGAACAGCAGGAAGCAAUUGAACAAAUAGAUGAAGUUCAAAAUGAAAUUGACAAGUUAAAUGAAAAUGCCAGCGAAGAGAUCCUCAAAGUGGAACAGAAAUACAACACACUAAGGCAGCCUUACUUUAAGAAGAGAUCAGACCUUAUAGCAAAAAUACCAAAUUUUUGGGUUACUGCUUUUGUUAAUCAUCCUCAAGUGUCUGCCUUACUAAAUGAAGAUGAUGAGGAGGCACUUCAAUAUCUCACAAAAGUUGAAGUUCAAGAGUUUGAGGACAUUAAAUCUGGUUAUAGAAUUAAUUUUUACUUUGACACAAAUCCCUACUUUUCAAAUGAUAUGUUGACGAAAGAAUUUCAUCUUAAUGAUACUGGUGACCCUUCAUCACAGUCAACACCAAUUAAAUGGAAAGAAGGCAAAGAUUUAACAAAGAAAGGAAAUGCUACUAAAGGAAAGAAAAGAAGCCAUGAUGACCAGGAAUCAUUUUUUAGCUGGUUUGGUGAUCAUGGUGAUGCUGGCGCUGAUGAACUUGGAGAGGUUAUAAAAGAUGAUAUCUGGCCUAAUCCACUUCAAUAUUAUUUGGCAUCUGAAAUUGAUGAGGAAACCGGUGGAGAUGGUGGUGAAGAUGAUGAUGUUGAUGAUGAAGGGAAUUAUGAAGAUGAAGAAGAGCCAGAUGAGGAAGGUGAAGAGGAGGGUGAAGGUGAAGAGGAGGAUGAAGAAGAGGAAGGUUAAACACUGGACCAUUAAAUUUUUUUAAUGCAUUUUUAAUGUUUUGUUAAAAUAUAAAUUUCAUUGUCAUCAUCUUCAUAGUCUCAUGUCUACAAUUCAAAAAAUAUCUGAUUGGUCAUCAUUAUUCCAUCUUCAAAAAUUUGUUUAUUAAAAUUGUAUUAGUUAUUUGUGUUUGUCAGAUCAAAAAGUUAGUCUUAUAUAUUUUAGAUAUCAAAGCCUUGUCUAACAUAAUUGAUUCCACUGUGCUCAGUGCAAUUCAGACCUGACGGGGUAGUGAGUGCUAAUGGCUCUUUCAUAAAUCUUUUUGUACAUAUUUCAUUUCCAUCUGGCCUAAUUUUUAGAUGAGGCAUGUUGUUUGCUAGAUGUUACGUCAUGUUUUGUUGAACAUCAUGCCAAGCGUUUCAGUAAAUCUUUUCUGUAUUUUUAAUCAGUUUUCUUUUUGUUAAAAUUUUUUUUUUUGAAAGCAUUGAUACAAAUGUCUAUAUAGACAUACCAAAGUGGUUGUUGUAAAUUAAAUGACCAUAUCUAUUAAACAUAGAAUGGUAUUAGAGCAAGUUCUUUUCCAAAUGCAUUCCUAAUUAGCUUUGUAUUUUUUUUAAGGUUUUUAACAGUGUGUAUAGUGGUAGCAUGUUAUUUUUAUGGACUAUGAUGUAUCAAUUUGUAAGACAAGGCUUUUAAUGUCCUUCCACAUUUUUUAUUCCCUGGUUUUAUGUUGGAGAGAAUGCCAGACACUGCGGCCUGAGUUGAAAAAUUAUUUGUCGUAAUUUUUACUGCAGCUUAUUUGUUAUAGCAUUGAUAGAGCUGGAACCCAUAUUGAAGUAAGAUUCUCAUUGGUAUGAGCGUGUCAGAGGUCAGGUUGUCAAACUAUUUUCCCAUCUGGUCUUUGAGGUAUUUGUAAGCUCAUUGCCUAAAAAAAUAAAUGUUGAAAUUGUCUAAA